This is a messenger RNA of Carlito syrichta (Philippine tarsier), 4554 nucleotides long. RefSeq names its product ankyrin repeat domain 50 (gene ANKRD50). The annotation marks the transcript as partial. NCBI's taxonomy places the organism in Eukaryota, Metazoa, Chordata, Mammalia, Primates, Tarsiidae. The record is from RefSeq and is a predicted model, not a curated record. The transcript has 11 exons. Gene Ontology annotation, molecular function: protein binding.
UGGGAAGAGAACGUCUGCCGGACGGCGCAGACCAGUCUGCUGCAGGGCAAGCGGUUCUACUGCCGCGAGUGGGCCUUCCACAAGCUUCAGCACUGCCUCCAGGAGAAAGCCGGCUGCUGCAGCGGCGCCGCCCCCGCCCCGGCCCUGCUGCCGGAUUCCGGGGACAACGCGGGCGCCGCCCCGGCAAGGGGAGCUUCGUGGGGCGUGCUGCUGGUGGGGGGGCCUGGCAGCGGCAAGACCGCCCUGUGCACGGAGCUCUUGUGGCCAAGCUCGCCCGCAGGCCUGCAGAGAGGGCUGCAUCGCCAAGCGCUGGCCUUCCACUUCUGCACAGCCCAGGACUCGGACACGCUGUGCGUGGGGGCGUUCGUCCGCGGGCUGGUGGCCCAGAUCUGCCGCAGCGGACUGCUCCAGGGCUACGAGGACAGGCUGAGGGAGCCGGCCGCGCAGAGCCUGCUGCGGCCCGGGGAGUGCGAGAGGAACCCCGCCGAGGCCUUUAAGAGGUGCGUGCUGCUGCCUCUCCUGGGAGUGAAGCCGCCCCAGCAAAGCCUGUACCUGCUCGUGGACUCCGUGGACGAGGGCUGCAGCAUCGCUGAAGGAGAGCAGGGGUCCAGCAGCCUGGCGGGGACGGUCGCGGAGCUGCUGGCCGGGCACCACGAAUUCUUUCCUCCCUGGCUGCUGCUGCUCUGCUCCGCCCGAAAGCAGAGCAGGGCUGUGACCAAGAUGUUCACGGGUUUCCGGAAAAUAAGUCUAGACGACCUUCGGAAGGCGUAUAUCGUCAAGGAUGUGCAGCAGUAUAUUCUCCAUCGCUUAGAUCAGGAAGAAGCUUUGCGACAACAUCUCACAAAAGAAACUGCUGAGAUGCUCAAUCAGCUGCACAUUAAGAGCAGCGGAUGCUUUCUUUACCUGGAGCGAGUUCUGGACGGUGUUGUAGAGAACUUCAUCAUGUUGCGAGAGAUCCGUGACAUCCCGGGAACGCUGAAUGGCCUGUACCUCUGGCUGUGCCAGAGACUUUUUGUGAGAAAACAGUUUGCCAAGGUUCAGCCUGUUCUGAACGUGAUUCUUGCGGCCUGCCGGCCUUUGACCGUAACGGAGCUGUACCAUGCGGUGUGGACCAAAAACAUGUCACUGAGCUUGGAGGACUUCCAGCGCAAGUUAGACGUCCUCUCCAAACUUCUUGUGGAUGGGCUGGGGGACACGAAAAUCCUGUUCCACUACAGCUUUGCAGAGUGGCUUCUGGACGUGAAGCACUGCACGCAGAAGUACUUAUGUAACGCGGCCGAGGGCCACCGGAUGCUGGCCAUGAGCUACACCUGCCAGGCCAAGGACCUGACGCCCUGGGAAGCACAAGAGUUUGCCUUGCAUCUCAUCAGCUCGAACCUGCAGCUGGAGACGGCUGAGCUGGCCCUGUGGAUGAUAUGGAACGGCACCCCCGUCAGAGACUCUCUGUCCACGUCGAUACCCAAGGAGCAGGAAGUGCUGCAGCUGCUGGUGAAAGCCGGCGCUCACGUCGACAGCGAAGACGACCGCACGUCGGGCAUCGUCCGCCAGGCCCUGGAGAGGGAGGAUUCCAUCCGGACGCUGCUGGACAAUGGCGCGGCCGUGAACCAGUGCGAUGCCAGCGGGAGAACCCUGCUGGCCAGUGCGGCGUACAGUGGCAGCCUCGACGUCGUGAACCUGCUGGUCUCCAGGGGUGCAGACUCGGAGAUCGAGGAUGCCCACGGACACACCCCCCUCACCCUCGCGGCCAGGCAGGGGCACACCAAGGUGGUCAACUGCUUGAUCGGGUGCGGAGCCGAUAUCAACCACACGGACCACGAUGGCUGGACCGCCCUGCGGUCCGCCGCCUGGGGGGGCCACACCGAGGUCGUGUCCGCACUGCUGUACGCCGGCGUCAAAGUGGACUGUGCAGACGCGGACAGCCGCACGGCCUUGCGGGCCGCGGCGUGGGGUGGCCACGAGGACAUCGUGCUGAACCUGCUGCAGCACGGCGCCGAGGUGAACAAGGCCGACAAUGAGGGCAGGACCGCCCUGAUCGCAGCCGCCUACAUGGGGCACCGCGAGAUCGUGGGGCACCUGCUGGACCACGGCGCCGAGGUGAACCACGAGGACGUGGACGGCAGGACCGCGCUCUCCGUGGCUGCGCUCUGCGUGCCGGCCAGCAAAGGGCAUGCGUCGGUCGUCGGCCUCCUGGUCGACCGGGGGGCCGAGGUGGACCACUGCGACAAGGACGGCAUGACGCCGCUGCUGGUGGCCGCCUACGAGGGGCACGUGGACGUGGUGGACCUGCUCCUGGAGGGCGGCGCCGACGUGGACCACACGGACCACAACGGCCGCACCCCGCUCCUGGCGGCCGCGUCCAUGGGCCACGCCUCGGUGGUGAACACGCUGCUGUUCUGGGGCGCCGCCGUGGACAGCAUCGACAGCGAGGGCCGCACGGUCCUCAGCAUCGCGUCGGCGCAAGGCAACGUCGAGGUGGUCCGCACCCUGCUGGACAGAGGGCUGGACGAGAACCACAGGGACGACGCCGGCUGGACGCCCCUGCACAUGGCAGCCUUCGAGGGGCACCGGCUGAUCUGCGAGGCGCUCAUCGAGCAGGGCGCCCGGACCAACGAGACGGACAACGACGGCCGCAUCCCCUUCGUGCUGGCCGCCCAGGAGGGCCACUACGACUGCGUGCAGGUCCUGCUGGAGAGCAAGUCCAGCGUCGACCAGCGGGGCUACGACGGCCGGAACGCCCUGCGGGUGGCCGCGCUGGAGGGCCACCGGGACAUCGUGGAGCUGCUGCUGAGCCACGGCGCGGACGUGGACUGCAGGGACGCCGACGGCAGGCCCACGCUCUACAUCCUGGCCCUGGAGAACCAGCUGGCCAUGGCGGAGCUCCUGCUGGAGAGCGGGGCCGACGUGGAGGCCGGCGACGCCGAGGGCCGCACGGCCCUGCACGUGUCCUGCUGGCAAGGCCACGUGGAGAUGGUGCGGGUGCUGGUGGCCUGCCACGCCGACGUCAACGCGGCCGACAACGAGAAGCGCUCGGCGCUGCAGUCGGCGGCCUGGCAGGGCCACGUGAAGGUGGUGCGGCUCCUGGUGGAGCACGGCGCGGCGGUGGACCACACGUGCAACCAGGGCGCCACGGCGCUGUGCAUCGCGGCCCAGGAGGGGCACCUGGACGUGGUGCAGGUGCUGCUGGAGCACGGCGCCGACCCCAACCACGCCGACCAGUUCGGGCGCACGGCCAUGCGCGUGGCCGCCAAGAACGGGCACGCCCAGAUCAUCACGCUGCUGGAGCAGUACGGCGCGGCCAGCCUGAACGGCUGGAGCGGGCACGGGGCGGGCCGUUGGAGCGAAGCCGGCCCGGCGGGAGCCCGCGUGGCCGGUGUGCUCGCAAGCCCUCGCGUGAGGUGGGCGGGCACGGGAAGGCCCCGGGGGCAAGUCACUAACGCCGCGGGCAGCCUCGCACGGCAGCGCCAGCUGGACCGCCGUCUCCUACUCUGUGAAGCAGAAGACGUUGUGCCUGGAGUGGUCCUUCCGCUGCUGGACGGAAACUUCAACUGCCUGUUGAUUGGCCGGGGGCAGAAAACGAAGACCGUGCGGUCCGCAGCGCAGUCGCCUUCAUUACUCUGUUUCCGUUGUGUAAAUGACUGCAUGGCCAGAAUAGCCCCGCUCAGAAUCAACUGGGUGGAUUUCCUGGUGUCGCUCGUCCACACGCUCUUUCCUGGCUACUUCUCGGACAGUCGCGUGCAAGAGGGCCGGACGCCAGGGCGAAGGGCGGCGUCUGUGACCGAGGGAGGUGACGGUUCGGAUGGGCCUGUGACCGCAGCCUCAACCUCCUGGGUGUGGACGUGGCCUGAGCCAGUGGGCCAGCUCGGAUGGGACAUGCGUGUGUCUGGGAAGACACUUGAAACAGUUGGUGGGAAGGAACUUCCUGGGAAAAUAUCCUUUUCAAAGGCAGGCGUUCCUCUGGUGGUUUUAUGUAAAUCCUCUUGGGAAGAGAACAAGGGCUCUCGUCUCAGCGAUGGCGACGGACCAUCCCGCCGCGGGGCUCUGGCCUUGUCCUCGUCCGUCCCCUCGGUGGUCUCUCCAUCAGCGGCCACCCAUUACCUUUUCCAAAACCCGCUCUGCCGUGGCUCCUCCUCUCCUAAAACUGGAUGCAACUGCAGCAUGCACCAAGCUACUUACAGAGGCGGUCCUUCCAGAUGCUUCCUCCCCCGGGCCGCCAGCCCCGACCUGACAGCACCGAGCCCUCUGCUCAGGUCCCCGCAGGAAGACUCGCCCCUGCUGGAACUCAGAGGGGAUAGCCAAGCUGUACGGAGGCAGAAACACUUAGCGGCCCUGUGGGACGCCGACCGCCCAGAAUGCGGGCUGGUUGGGUCAGAAUUCUUUGGCCCCAGCCUCCAGUCGGACUUUGCAUGUGCCGUGCUGGGCAUCAGAGCUAAGGCACCCAGAGCCCAGGAAACCCUCGAUCCUGUGAAGGGGUCGCUAGCAAACUCGCCCCAACUUGGCCCUGGAGAGAGCCUGAGCCACAAAGAGAUGUCCCUCUGCCCUGGAAGCAGACACUAA